This is a messenger RNA of Phytophthora sojae, 2097 nucleotides long. RefSeq lists its product as hypothetical. Lineage: Eukaryota; Oomycota; Peronosporomycetes; Peronosporales; Peronosporaceae. The record is from RefSeq and is a predicted model, not a curated record. The coding region runs from base 1 to 2097 and encodes 698 amino acids. The transcript has 3 exons. Gene Ontology annotation, biological process: primary miRNA processing; mRNA processing. Gene Ontology annotation, cellular component: nuclear body.
AUGAACGCGCCGUAUCCGGACCAGCGGCCGCCGUACGGGCGUGACGACUUCCGCGGCCGCCACCGCAGUGACAGUCGCGACAACUACGACAUGCGGUUCCGCGGACCUCCGCGCGGCCGCAGCCGCAGCCGCAGCCCCCCGCGCCGCGGCAGGGAUUGGGACUCGGGCCCGCGCUUCGAGGAGGGUCCUCCGCGCCGUGACGCGCGCCCGUCGUCGUCGCUGCCCGAGCCGCUCGUGUCGUACAAGGUGUGGAUGAUGCGGCAGACGGACGAGGUGUCGCCCGAGGUCUACCAGCAGCGCUACGAGGAGUACAAGAAGAAGCACGUGCAGCGCGUGCUGCGCGCCUUCUUCGAGCUGCACAAGCGCGAGGAGUGGCUGCAGGAGCGCUACUCGCCGGCGCUGCGCCACCGCGUGGAGAAGCAGAAGACCACGCAGCAGAUCAACGAGGCCAAGCAGUUCGGCGAGCGCGUUCGCUCCGGCGCCGCCAAGAUCUGUCUGGACGAGCAGCCGCCCGUGGUGAACGGCGUCAACCCGCUGGGCGAGGACUUCGCCAAUGAUCUCGAGAACAGCGCGCGCGUGCUGUAUGUGCGCCGCGUGCCCUGCGCGUGCCCUGUGGCUACGCUCAGCGAGACGAUCAAGAAGGCGGGAGGACCGUUCGUGCACCUGUACCUGUCGGACCCGGUGAAGAAGAGCGCGUUCGACUUUGACCGCUCGGCGUACAUCAUCUACGAGAGUGCGGCCGCUGCGAGUGACGCCAUGCCCAAGAUCCACAACACUUUCGUGGAGGACGGCAACCUGUUCCCGCCGUUCCGUCUGCAGGUGUCUCCGCACCGCGCUCGUGCACCGCUCAAGACGCCGUCGUACUUGUCGGUGCCUGAGCGUCUGACCGCGGACUUUAAGCAGGCUACCGCUCUGGCCAAGGCGCUGGACGAUCGUUUGUUCCACGGAGCCGAGGAAAAGCUUGCACGUUUUGGAGUUGAAGCGCUGCUGGCGUCGGAGGAGGUGGCACAAAAUUACUCGACUGAUAAGCAGAAGCUGGACGUAGUCGUGGCCUACUUGCGCCGCGUGCACCACUAUAUUUAUUAUGCCGGUGUGCAGUGCCUCGACAUGGGUGACAUCAUGCAUGCUCACCCUGCGCUCUUCUGCCGCCCACCGCCGUCGGCACGCGACAUUGAGGAAGAGAAGGCUCGCCAGGAAGCUGCUGCCAACACUGCGAAGCCGGAGGAAGAUGCCUCGACUGAGGAAAACAAGGACGAUGCUGCGAACACUGAAGCCGGAGACAAGGAGGCUACAACCGCAGGCGAGACCGCGAAGGCCAUCGGCGGAUGGGCUGCAGCGUUGGAUGAAAAGGUGCAGGCGUACUUGAAGGAGCUGGCGCCGGAUGUUGUGGAGGCGAAGCGAGCGAAGGACCGUGCGCUGGUCGACGAGAUUGAGACGCGCGAGGAGGCUGCGCUGGAAAGCACCUACUCGAACUACGGCGAGAAGGCCAGCGACGACGGUAAGCACCGUUGCCGACUGUGCACGAAACUCUUCAAGGCCAUGGACUUCGUGAAGAAGCACAUCCGCAACAAGCACCCGGAGCUGGUGGUGGAUAAGGUUGCCGAAGUGGGCGAGAGCUACAUGUGGGAACAGUACCGCGAAGACGAGCAGCACCCGAUGCCUCCUCUCGAGACCAGCAAUAAUGCCCCUGGAGGUGCCGUUCUCGGAGGUCGUGCAGGCUCCAACGGUGGCCGCAAUGGCGGCGGAUACCGUGGACGACCCGACCGAGACUUCAACGGAGGUGGUGGCGGCCGCGGCUUCUACCGCGAUGAUGGCUACCGAGGUCGCGGCCCACCGCGUGACGACCGCAUGCGGAGAGGUUCCUUUGACCGCCCGCCGCGCUCACCUCGGUACAAUGGCGGCGGUGGCUAUGGCCGCUCUCCCUCUCGUGGACCUCCAUCCGGCCCACCGCGCGUUCCAGACAGCGAGCUGCCUGUGGACCCUCGCCAAGUGUCUACGUCGUACCGCGACCUGGACAACCUGCAGGACACCAAGGUGGAGCUGAGUUUCGACGCGCUGGACAGCUUGCCGCCUCCCAAGAAGAAAACUAAGGUGUGA